AUGCCAACUCAGCGCCAUAGAUGGGUACACUUCGUCACAAGAGCGCGAUGUAGAGAAGAAGGAAGAACGCAAAGCUCUGCGGAGGAAGUGUUGUCUUGCGGGAAUGGCACGUGCUGUCCCGCAACCAAAGUUUUUGAGCCGACUUGGCCGCACCUUCCUCUCUCCAACAUCAACCGAGCAAUAUGUGAACGACCGACCACGAUGGAGUCUCUCGAAGAUACUAACUGGGACGUGGUCAUCUCAGGCACCGGCCUGCCGCAGUCGCUGCUCGCGCUCUCGUUGUCUCGUUCGGACAAGAAGAUCCUGCACGUUGACCGAAACGACUACUACGGCGGUGAUGAAGCGGCUUUGAGCCUGUCUGAAGCCGAGGAAUGGACGCAAAAGCAUGCCGCCGAGGAGGGAGAUGCGAAGACGAGCUUCAGUCAUGCCACAGUGAGCAAGCCGACGGAGGAUGAAGUGUCUACAACCACAAAACUGGGCCCUGCUCGGGCGUAUUCACUCGCGCUCGCUCCUCAACUGCUGUACACGAGAUCAGCGUUACUGCCCGCGAUGGUCUCUUCCCGGACACACAGUCAGCUCGAAUUCCAAGCAGUAGGAUCAUGGUUCAUCCUCGAUGAAGCUCCACAGGACGCCGACACUCCAACACGAUUGAUCAGAGUUCCUGGAGGUCGGGAAGACGUGUUCCAGGACAAGUCUUUGGACCUCAAAGCCAAGCGCUCGCUCAUGAAGUUUCUGCGUUUCGUGGUCAACUACGACGAGCAACUGGAAACCUGGCAGGACGAUCGGACGAAGGAAUUCUCGACCUUCCUGCAGGACAAAUUCGGGUUGCCGUCAUCUUCACAUGCGCCGAUCUUGGCUCUAACAUUGAGCGAUCGGCCUACGCAGGAGAUCAGUGUCGAAUACGCUCUGCCCCGAGUUGCGCGCCAUCUCAGCAGCAUAGGGAUGCUCGGACCUGGAUUCGGUGCAGUCCUUCCAAAGUGGGGAGGUCUCGCGGAGAUCGCUCAGGUCGCCUGCCGUGCAUGUGCUGUGGGAGGUGGUGUCUACGUUUUGGGCCGUGGCAUCAUAGAUGUGCAGUCCGACGACGACUUCAACCUCCGCGUGGAGCUCAGCGAUGGGCAGAAAGUGACUACAAAGUGGCUCGCCGGCCUGCAGCAGGAUCUUCCAGGCACCGCACCGAACACAGCGGAAACCACUUCGUUGAUGAAAACUUCGAACACCAUUUCUGUGGUAUCAUCGUCACUCAAUUCCUUGUUCCCUCGCACGUCCGAAGGUGGUGUCACACCAGCAGGUGCCGUGGUGAUGGUGAAGCCAGCUGGUGAGACAGAGUCGACGAUACACAUCUUCGUACACUCGAGCGAGUCAGGCGAAUGCCCUCCAGGACAAUGUGUCUUAUAUGCAUCGUGCGCUGAGAAUGCUUCAAGAGGAUUUGCUCAUCUCGAGCAGGCUGUGGUACAAUUCUUGCAAAGCGUUGAGGAGCCAACGACACCACAAGUCCUCUGGAAAAUGCAAUAUCAACGCACAGUUCCAGCAUCUUCAACCACUACGAUGCAGCGUACUGGUUCUGUAAUCACGCUGCAACACCUGUCGCACGACCUUGCUAUGGAAGAUGCAGUCCUCGAAGGAGUCAAGCCAGCGUGGGAACAGAUUACAGGGUCAAUUGGAGAUGGCUACCUGACAUUCGAGGCGAGAGAGGGUCAAGAAGGAGAGGAGUCGUAG
Molecule: messenger RNA, 1716 nt
Organism: Fulvia fulva
Lineage: Eukaryota; Fungi; Ascomycota; Dothideomycetes; Mycosphaerellales; Mycosphaerellaceae
Product: Rab proteins geranylgeranyltransferase component A
Exons: 3
Coding region: 1-1716 (571 amino acids)
Biological process (GO): vesicle-mediated transport; protein geranylgeranylation; small GTPase-mediated signal transduction
Cellular component (GO): cytoplasm; Rab-protein geranylgeranyltransferase complex; nucleus
Molecular function (GO): GDP-dissociation inhibitor activity
Source: RefSeq, a predicted model, not a curated record